CUGCAUCCUCCCCUUCUCUUUGUCUUCCCUCCCUCUUCCUCCGUCGUCCUCCCCCAAUUGCUUUCAGACUCUACGUCUGUUCCGGUUGCAUCGCAAUGGCUCGUUUCGGUCUCCUUUCUCUGGCUCUUUUCUCUGUCCAGGCCUUGAUUGGUGGUGGUCUCGCCGCAGACCCCGCUGAGAAGGUCGAAGAGAACGCUGAGUCGCCCAAGCUUGCCGUUUCCGCCCAGGCUUCCUUCCCUGCGUCGGAGAUCUUCGGCGUGAAGCUGGUCAACGGCCUCCCAACUCAGGCGCUGAUCACCUUUACUAACGAUGAGCCUGCUCCUGUCACGGUCAACUUUGUCGGCGGCACCCUGUCGACCUUGGAUGAGGAUGAGAGCCAGGUGGUGCGCAACUUGACUGCCACCGCGUAUGGCGUCGAGAUCGCGGCCGGCGAGAAGGAGAGCCUCAGCUACAGCUUCUCCACUGAGAUGCACCCCCAGGACCUGAGACUCUCUCUGGCCUCGAUCCUGUCCGACAGCGAGGGAAGAUACUUCACUGUCUAUGCCCACAACGGUACCGUCAGUGUCGUGGAACCGGAGACUAGCAUUUUCGAUCCUCAGAUUAUCUUCCUGUACUUCUUCCUCCUGGCUUGCUUCGUUGGUGUCGUCUACUUCUUCUACACCGUCUGGGUUGCGCCCUACUUCCCUCAGAAGCGCAAGUCUGGCAAGGGACCUGAGAAGGCCUCUGCGUCGAAGAAGGCCGAGGCUACCGUCGAAGCCCCCAGCAGCCCCGCCGUUUCCUCUGCGACCACCUACAACGCGGAUUGGAUCCCUGCUCACCACAUCAACCGUCCCGAGGCUCGGAAGGUCAAGGGUAGCACCCGGUCUAAGAACCGUGCCUAAAUCGGCACCACGGCGACGGAUGUGUGAGAUUGUUGGGAGAGAGAGGCUGAAAAGUCUCGUUGGCCUUGGGAAUAACUUGGUUUCUGUCAACGAGUCUCAUGUGUGAUUGGUGAUUCCGGGCGAAGACGAUUGCUGAAAAUGCGAUCUGCCCCGAGUUGCCGCGAUCCAUGGUUGGAGCGUGUAUAGUUAUGGCAAAUAUAACCGAGUAAGCGUAGCUCUUAGAAGGUUUAGCCUUACGAUUUAUACAAAUGUAUACACAGUCACUCGGUCG
Aspergillus steynii IBT 23096 is the source of this 1152-nucleotide messenger RNA. Its product is annotated as putative translocon-associated protein, alpha subunit. The coding region runs from base 96 to 881 and encodes 261 amino acids. Gene Ontology annotation, cellular component: endoplasmic reticulum membrane; endoplasmic reticulum. NCBI's taxonomy places the organism in Eukaryota, Fungi, Ascomycota, Eurotiomycetes, Eurotiales, Aspergillaceae. The record is from RefSeq and is a predicted model, not a curated record. The transcript is spliced from 3 exons.